AUGAGUGUCCCUUCUAAAUUUACUGGUUUUACCCUUUCAAGUCCUGAAAAUUGGGACAAACCUAAAGUGCAACAAUAUGAAGCCAAACCUGAGAAAUCCCAUGAUGUUACCAUCAAAAUUCAAGUAUGUUCAGUAUGUGGUACAGAUCACCAUAUUGGUUCAGGAGGUUGGGGUCCGUAUGGUAGAGAUGAUUUGGUCGUUGGACAUGAAAUCGUUGGUACAGUAGUCAAAGUAGGUGCAGAAGUUAAGGAAUUUGCAGUCGGUGAUGUUGUUGGAGUCGGAGCCCAAUCUAAUUCUUGUGGAGAAUGUGAUUUAUGUCUCAAUGAUAACGAGCAAUACUGUGAAAAAUCUGUCUUGACCUAUAACCAAGCAGAUAUGUUCUCUGAUGGAUAUGUUACUCAAGGAGGAUUUGCUAAUUAUACUAGAGUUACUGAAAAACAUGUUUUCAGAGUCCCUGAUGGAAUGUCUGCAGAAGUUGCUGCACCUUUCUUCUGUGGAGGUAUCACGGUGUUUUCACCUUUGGUCAGGAACUUAACUCCUUAUUCUAAGCAAAAAGUUGGUAUCAUCGGAAUUGGGGGAUUGGGACAUUUCGCCUUACAAUUUGCUAAUAAGUUUGGUUGGGAAGUUGUUGCAUUCUCAAGAUCUUCUAAGAAACAACAAGAAGCUGCUGAAUUAGGGGCUCAUCAUUUUGUAGCUACUGGUGAAGAUUCUGACUGGGUUUCUAAACAUUCCAAUUCUUUUGAUUUAAUCAUUAAUUGUGCAACCUCAUUCUCAGCCAUUGAUUUGAAUCAAUUCAUUGAUGUAGUUAAGCCUGGAUGUAAGCUCAUUGGUGUUGGUUUGCCUGAUUUUCAUGAAAACAUCACUGUUAAUGCCCUCAAGUUAGGUAUGAGUGGUAAAUUUAUGGGUGGUUCAAUCAUUGGUAAUAAAAAAGAGGUCAAGCAAAUGUUAGACUUCGCCGUAAAGAAUGAUAUCAAGCCAUGGACAGAAGUGUUCUCCAUUAAUGAAGAUAACUAUAAGAAAGCAUUGACUAAAAUCUCUAAGUCUGAUGCUCAUUAUAGAGUUGUCUUGACUGAUUUCGAUGAGUUUUUCAACAAAUUAGCUUAA
Messenger RNA from Yamadazyma jaroonii, 1104 nucleotides. NCBI's taxonomy places the organism in Eukaryota, Fungi, Ascomycota, Pichiomycetes, Serinales, Debaryomycetaceae. The record is from the annotation of a GenBank genome assembly.